GUUAGAGUUGGACUUAGCCAAUAAUCGCUUUCGGCAAAUUAAAUGCGAGCUCACAGAUGAGUACAAACUCUUAGUGAAAUAUCUUAACAGCACUUAUUAGCCUUAGAAAGCCAUUAUUGUCUUCCCUUAAGAUUUGUGAAAUUGAGAGAUUCAAAUGGCAGCAUCACAACAUGAAUCUGAGCAUCCUAAGAAGGCUUUCGGAUGGGCAGCAAGAGAUUCUACUGGUUUUCUUUCCCCUUUUAACUUCUCAAGAAGGGAAACGGGUGAGAAAGAUGUGACCUUGAAAAUAUUGUACUGUGGAAUAUGCCACACUGACCUUCACUUGUCCAGGAACGACUUCGGCGUUUCCAUUUAUCCAUUAGUACCAGGGCAUGAGAUAGUUGGGGAAGUGACAGAGGUGGGAAGCAAGGUAGAAAAGUUCAAGAUUGGGGACAAAGUGGGUGUUGGAACCAUGGUUGACUCCUGCCGUUCAUGCCAAAGCUGUGUUGACAACCUUGAGAGUUAUUGUCCAAAAAAGAUUCCCACCUAUGGAUUUAAGAAUGUCGACGGCACCACCACAUACGGAGGCUUUUCCGACACCAUGGUAGCCCACGAGGACUUCGUGAUUCGAAUUCCCCACGGACUACCACUUGAUGCAGCCGCCCCUCUGCUCUGUGCUGGGAUUACAGUUUAUAGCCCCCUCCGGUACUUCGGACUCGAUAAGCCCGGUUUACAUCUUGCUGUGGUUGGUCUUGGCGGCUUAGGCCACCUGGCUGUCAAGUUCGCCAAAGCCUUUGGCGCUAAGGUCACGGUUGUUAGUACAUCGCCUCAUAAAAAGAAGGAGGCGUUGGAAAAUUUGGGAGCUGACUCCUUUGUCAUAAGCACUGACCAAGAUCAGAUGCAGGGUGUUAUUGGUACAAUGGAUGGUAUUAUUGACACGAUUUCUGCAGAUCAUCCUUUGUUACAUUUGCUUGGAAUGUUGAAGUCUCAUGGAAAGCUUGUAUUGGUUGGUGCAGUAGCGAAGCUAGAGCUGCCAGUGUUUCCUUUAAUCAUGGGGAGAAAAAUAGUAGCUGGUAGUAGCGUUGGAGGGUUAAAGGAGACUCAAGAAAUGAUUGACUUUGCGGCUGAGCAUAAUGUAAAAGCUGAGAUUGAAGUCAUUCCUGUUGACUAUAUCAACACAGCAAUGGACCGUCUUUACAAAGCAGAUGUGAAAUAUAGAUUUGUCAUUGAUAUCGGAAACACACUCAAGUCUAGCUCUUAAGCUUUGCUGUACUUAAUUAAAUUUCAGCAAAAUGAACCAUGAUGGCCAAAAAUAAUAAGAAAUGAAUUAGUAUGACAACUUUUAGUUUUAUUACUGUCUUCUAUCAUUGAGAUUCCAAAUUGUUGUGUAUUUGUGUGAUUUCAUAUCUUAAAUAAAAGGAUGGUUUGUACGUGA
Messenger RNA from Arachis duranensis, 1414 nucleotides. Its product is annotated as probable mannitol dehydrogenase. Gene Ontology annotation, biological process: lignin biosynthetic process. The transcript has 5 exons. Gene Ontology annotation, molecular function: cinnamyl-alcohol dehydrogenase activity; zinc ion binding. The coding region runs from base 155 to 1240 and encodes 361 amino acids. The record is from RefSeq and is a predicted model, not a curated record. Lineage: Eukaryota; Viridiplantae; Streptophyta; Magnoliopsida; Fabales; Fabaceae.